GUGACGGCGGCGGCGGGGGUAUGAGCAGUUUCGGGGGCCGCACGCGGGAGUACCCCUGGGUGUCCAUCGACCGCUUCGACCGUGAUAACCUACGCGCGCGGGCCUACUUCCUGUCGCACUGCCAUAAGGAUCACAUGAAGGGGCUGAGGGCGCCAUCCUUAAAAAGGCGACUGGAGUGCAGCCUAAAAGUUCAUUUAUACUGUUCUCCAGUAACGAAGGAGCUGCUGCUGACCAACCCAAAAUACAAGUUUUGGGAGACUCGCAUUAUUGCACUUGAAGUUGAAACUCCAACUCAGAUUUCUUUAGUUGAUGAAACAUCGGGUGAGAAAGAAGAUAUAGUGGUGACGCUUCUCCCAGCUGGUCACUGCCCGGGAUCAGUCAUGUUUUUGUUUCAGGGUGAAAACGGCACAAUUCUUUAUACUGGGGAUUUCAGACUAGCAAAAGGAGAAGCAGCCAGGAUGGAGCUUUUGCAUUCAGGGAAAAGAGUGAAAGACAUUCAGAGUGUGUAUUUAGACACAACCUUCUGUGAUCCCAGAUUUUAUCAUAUCCCUAGCAGGGAGGAAUGUUUAAAUGGGAUAUUAGAGUUAGUACGUAGCUGGAUCACGCUGAGCCGCUAUCAUGUUGUGUGGCUGAAUUGCAAAGCUGCCUAUGGAUAUGAAUAUUUGUUCAUAAACCUCAGCGAGGAGCUUGGAACCAAGGUGCAUGUGAACAAGCUGGAUAUGUUCAAAAACAUGCCAGAAAUAUUGUACCAUGUCACUACGGAUCGGCGCACUCAAAUUCAUGCAUGCCGGCAUCCACGAGAUGAUGAGUAUCUUCGAGGGAAUAGGUUGCCCUGUGGAAUUACUUCCCAAAAUGGAACCCCACUGCGCAUCAUUAGUGUCAAACCUUCCACAAUGUGGUUUGGAGAGAGAACCAGAAAAACCGAUGUAAUAGUAAGGAUUGGGGAGAGUUCAUACAGAGCUUGUUUUUCUUUUCACUCUUCAUACAGUGAGAUUAAGGAUUUCUUGAGCUAUAUCCGUCCAAUGAAUGUGUAUCCCAAUGUAAUUCCAGUGGGAGCGACGGAGGAAAAAGCUCUUGCAAUCUUAAAGCCAUUAUGCAGGUCAUACAGGAGAAAUACUGAACCCAAAUAUAAACCACUGGGAAUGCUGAAGAGAACCAGAACAACAGACUCAACAGACACAGAUGACGAUGAUGAGCUCUUCAAUGCAGAACUGGCUCCUAUAAGGUAUAAGAUUUCAAAACAUCAAGCAGAGACAGUGCUGCCUGUGACACAAGCUUCGUCUAAAAACUCUGAAGGAAUCCAGAGUGAGAAUGCAAGAAAUUACAAAGCAACCACUAUGCCUACCUCUUCACAGGUUGACUUCAUAGAAUGUGAGGAAUCAAACGGUGAGGAGGAUGAAGAGGAGGAGGAUGAACAAUUUAAUAAAAAUACAGUUUGUCCCCAGGUUGCACCCCAGGUUCCAGACUCUACUGCUGUACCAGAAAAUAUUGAGCAAAAAGCUCAUUUAGACUUGACUUGUGAGUUACCUAGUGACGAGCAGGAUGCAGAAACACCACGGUGGGAUGUUUUCUUUAAGCUGGACAGUAAAACUGAUGAUGGUUCUGAAACCGAGGACCAGCUUCCGUCUUCUGCAGAUGCUGGUGGGUCCCAGUCACCAAACUUGUUCAGUGAUUCAGAAGGGCAGAGUGAUUCUACCCACAUCUCCUCGCAGAAUUCUUCUCAGUCAACUCACAUAUCAGAGCAGGGGAGCCAGGGGUGGGACAGUCAAAUGGACACGGUGCUCAUUGCCUCCCAAGAGCGGAAUGUUGCUGAUUUCAGCUGGUUAAGCAGGGGUGGGAACAGAAUAACCACAGCUACAUCACUUUUCAUGGGUAAUCAAGCUGACCCCAACAGUUUGAAGCGUUUGGACCAAAGUGAACCUGGCCAAAAUAAGAUUGACUGUGAUUUGAAAGGCAAAGACCACAAAAAAGAGACAGAAGAUGUUACUUCUGUAACACAAAAUAUGCUACUUGAAGUAAAUAAUGACACAUCAGAAACCCCUGAUCUUGAACUGAACAGAGACUCUCAAAACUCAUCUGACUUUGAAAUCCCCUCAACCCCUGAUGCUGAGUUACCUCUGCCAGAUAAGCUGCAAUAUCUUUACAAGAAGCUAGCAGCAGGUGAAACAAUAUACAGAAGGAAAAUCUGAGCUGUCCUAAAGGAAGUAUCCAACUAUAUUCAGAUAUUUAUACAAAUAAGUCCUGCAUAUUUCCUCUGUUUACAUCCAGGAGCAGUUUUGGAAGGGAAAGUAAUUAGCAAUCAUGUCUUGCACUUCCUUGAAACUCUGUCACUACUGGGGAUAAGAAGGGACCUCUUGGCACUGUGAAAAUGAAGAAAUCCCUAAUGAGAGAUCUCAAAAUUCUUCUAUUUGGGAAGAGGAAAACACUGUAUUUUUUUAA
This is a messenger RNA of Gavialis gangeticus (Gharial), 2439 nucleotides long. RefSeq names its product DNA cross-link repair 1C (gene DCLRE1C). Lineage: Eukaryota; Metazoa; Chordata; Crocodylia; Gavialidae. The record is from RefSeq and is a predicted model, not a curated record. Gene Ontology annotation, biological process: interstrand cross-link repair; double-strand break repair via nonhomologous end joining; protection from non-homologous end joining at telomere. Bases 21 to 2189 code for a protein of 722 amino acids. Gene Ontology annotation, molecular function: 5'-3' DNA exonuclease activity; damaged DNA binding. The transcript is spliced from 14 exons.